AUGGAUUCGGCGAGCGACCUUUCUGCUCCGCAAGGCUUUUUUCCUGCUACCAAUGUUCGGGGCUCUCCUGAUUUGGCCCAGCCUGACAAGUCGAUGGAUUCCCUUAAGUCCUCUAAGAAGGUCAAGUUGACCAAGCUCAAAGAACCUAAGGACCAUCUUACUCUUCUCCCCUCUAGUGAUCAUCGCUAUGUAUCAGAGUCGGGUAAACUGAUCCAUGAUGAUCGCUACGCUAUGCCCCUGACUGUCGAAGAUGAGCCAAAGCAGCCACGUCAGAAGCCUCUCAAGCCUAGUGCCAAGCCCAAGCCGCGCUCAUGCGACCAGCUCGAGACGGAGGAUGCUUUCCACAACAAACCUAUGAUCAAAAUCCCGGUGCCCGACCACAUUCAAGCGAUGCUGGUUGAUGAUUGGGAAAACAUCACCAAGAACAACCAGCUUGUCCCUCUUCCUCAUAAUAAGCCAGUCACCAAGAUAUUUGAAGACUAUCUUGCGCAUGAGCGUCCACACCGCGAAGAGGGAUCUUCCAGCAUGGACAUAUUGGAAGAAGUCGUCGCAGGCUUCCGUGAGUACUUCGAGAAGGCUCUUAGCAGAAUUUUGCUGUACCGUUUCGAGCGCCAUCAGUACAUGGAUAUCAGGAAGCUCUGGGAGAACACUGAGGCGAACCCAGAAAUCACCAAUGUCUGCGAUGUCUAUGGCGCUGAGCAUCUUGCUCGACUAAUUGUCUCUCUCCCCGAACUGUUGGCGCAGACCAACAUGGACCAGCAGUCCGUGUCCCGUCUUCGAGAGGAGAUAGGAAAGUUCAAUGUCUGGUUAGGACGUAACUGCGAGACAUAUUUUGUCAAUGAGUACGAGACUCCCAGCCAGGAGUAUAUUGACAAAGCUCGUAGCUUUUGA
Molecule: messenger RNA, 891 nt
Organism: Fusarium proliferatum ET1
Lineage: Eukaryota; Fungi; Ascomycota; Sordariomycetes; Hypocreales; Nectriaceae
Exons: 4
Coding region: 1-891 (296 amino acids)
Biological process (GO): regulation of DNA-templated transcription; chromatin organization
Cellular component (GO): nucleus; Rpd3S complex; NuA4 histone acetyltransferase complex
Source: RefSeq, a predicted model, not a curated record